AUGUGGCUAGAACAUCCUACUUUUAUGGAAGUGGUGAAAAACAGUUGGUCAGAGGAAAUUCAUGGUGAUGUUCCUUAUAUUUUCAUGACAAAGUUAAAACAUCUCAAGCAUAUUCUUAAAAAAUGGAAUUGGAAAGUUUUUGGUGAUGUGAAAUUAGAAUUCCAAGAAGCAGAAGGCAAUGUUAAAGCAAAAAUGAUACAUUCUGUUGCUCAUCCUCAUAAUGAACAAGCUUUGGAAGACUUAGUUGCUGCUCAAAAUGAAUUUAAUUCAAGGGAAGUACAAUAUAAUACAAUGCUCAAGCAAAAAUCCAGAAUUAAAUGGGUCAAAGAGGGUUCAGCCAAUACAAAUUUCUUUCAUACUAAUAUCAAAAUUAGGCAAACAAAAAAAUUUAUUUUGGAGUUGGAAGAUGAUAAUGACAACUUGAUUUCAGAUCAAAAAAAGAUAGCUGAUACUCUAGUUGACUUCUUUGAAAAAACAUAUCAAUAUCAGGAAGUUGAAGUUAAUGAUUCUAUUCUUGAAUCAAUUCCAAAAUUAAUAACUGAAAAUGAUCAAUUUAUGCUAGAAGUCAUUCCAGAAGCAGAUGAGAUUAAAGCAGCAGUAUUUGAAAUUGAUGGAGAUAGUGCUCCUGGUCCUGAUACCUUUUCAGGUGCUAAGCAGCCUAAUCAGUUUAGGCCUAUUGGCUUGAGUAACUUUAGUCUUAAAGUUUUCACCAAAAUCUUAUCUAUGAGAAUGGCCAGCUUGAUGAACAAAUUAGUAUCUCCACAACAAGUGGCAUAUAUCAAAAGCAGAAGCAUUCAUGAGCAGGUACUCUUAGCAUCUGAGCUAGUAAAUGAAAUGAAAAUGAAGAGGAGGGGAGGAAAUGUCAGCCUAAAACUUGAUAUCACUCAAGCUUAUGAUUCAGUAAGCUGGGUUUUCUUAUUCAAAGUUCUUCAACAAUAUGGAUUUUCUAUAGCUUGGUGUAAUUGGUUAAAAGAACUGUUGUCUUCUGCAAAAAUCUCGGUUAUGGUCAAUGGAAGACCAAAUGGCUUUUUCUCAAUGCACAGAGGUUUAAAGCAGGGUGACCCAUUGUCUCUCAUUCUUUUUGUUUUGAUGGAGGAGGUUUUGAGCAAACGAUUACAAAAUAUGGUGGAGAAGAAUAAAUUACAACCAAUGAUGGAUUUAACUUCAUUUCCAGAUAAAUACUUGGGGGUGAUUAUUCAUUCAGGAAGAAUUAAAACAGCUACUGUAUGGCCCAUGGUUGAAAUGAUGCAAGACUAUUUGGCAGUUUGGAAAGGUAAGCUCUUAUCUUUCCAUGAUAGACUGGUUCUGAUCAAGUUUGUUCUGAGUAGUAUUCCAAUAUACAAUAUGGCUGUAUACAAAUGGCCAUGCUCUGUAAUUAAGGAAUGUGAAAAAAUAAUGAGGAACUUUCUUUGGUCUGGUGAUGGAGAAACUAGAAAGUUUACUACCAUUUCUUGGAAAAGGGUUUGUACUCCUUUUGAUGAAGGAGGUUUGGGUAUUAGAAGACUUUCUGAUCUCAACAAGGCACUAUUAAUGAACAUGAUGUGGAAUCUCUUAAAUUCUAAGGAAGAAUGGGCAAUGUUUUUUGCAGUUAAAUUCAAAGAUAAGAAUGGACAAUGGAUAUCUCAAUGGAAACUUUCUUCAAUGUGUCCAGGUUUAAAAUGGGCAUGGAAAUCACUCAAAACAAAUAUCAGAUGGAUUAUUGGUACUGGACAUCAUAUCUCAGUUUGGUUUGACACUUGGGCUGGUGAUAGUCAUAUAAUUGAAUCUAUUGGUUUCACUAAUUAUGUCAAAAAUAAUAUUCAAAUGAAAGUAACGGAUUUAUUACAGAAUGGUAGAUGA
This is a messenger RNA of Papaver somniferum (opium poppy), 1839 nucleotides long. RefSeq lists its product as uncharacterized. The transcript has 3 exons. Lineage: Eukaryota; Viridiplantae; Streptophyta; Magnoliopsida; Ranunculales; Papaveraceae. The coding region runs from base 1 to 1839 and encodes 612 amino acids. The record is from RefSeq and is a predicted model, not a curated record.